Molecule: messenger RNA, 1743 nt
Organism: Clonostachys rhizophaga
Lineage: Eukaryota; Fungi; Ascomycota; Sordariomycetes; Hypocreales; Bionectriaceae
Source: the annotation of a GenBank genome assembly
UGGCGUUUCAUUACUUUCCCUUCUUCGGCACAUUUUGGUUCUAUAGGGCCUUCUCUUCUCAGUCUUUUCCAGAAACCUACUCGGCGAAUCUGGUCCCUCAUUGAAAUGGAGAAGGCCGAGAAGAAAGCCGUCUCCGAUGACGAUCGAGGGAGUUUGCAGAUAGAUUCUUGCCCUAACUCCCAGGGCCUCCACCGGCGGCUCAAUAACCGUCAAGUCCAGCUUCUUGCCAUUGGUGGCUCCAUCGGCACUGCGCUUUUCGUUAGCAUCGGAAACGGCCUUGCAGCCAGCGGCCCUGCCAAUCUGUUCAUCGCAUACACCUUAUACUCCCUCCUUCUUGCGUGCAUCAAUAACUGCCUCGCCGAAAUGACUGUCCAUCAGCCCGUUGCCGGCGGUUUCAUCCGCCUCACUGGCAAGUGGUAUGACGAUGCGAUGGGGUUCAUGGUGGGCUGGAACUUCUUCCUCUAUGAAGCGCUCCUCAUCCCAUUCGAAAUCACAGCUAUCAAUCUUGUGCUGAAGUACUGGCGUGAUGAUAUUCCCGUUGCUGCUGUGUGUGUUGCUUGCAUCGUGCUCUAUGCCUUGAUCAAUGCCCUUGCGGUUGGUAUCUUUGGUGAAGCCGAGUUUUGGCUCUCCAUCGGCAAAGUCCUUCUCAUCUUCAUUCUAUUCUUCUUCACAUUUGUGACGAUAGUCCGCGGCAACCCUCAGCACGAUCCAUAUGGGUUUCGCUAUUGGAAGACCCCUGGAGCCUUUGCUGAACACCGGAGCACUGGUGAUCUAGGUCGUUUCGAAGGGUUCUGUGCUGCUCUCUGGUCCGCAUCCUUUUGCAUUGUUGGCCCGGAGUAUAUCUCCAUGUAUUCUGCAGAGGCUUGCCGACCUCGGCAUGUCAUCAAAAAUGCCUACAAGACAAUCUACUGGCGAUUCUUGUUGUUUUUCAUCCUUGGAUCCUUGUGCGUCGGCAUUGUUGUACCCUGGGACGACCCGGCUUUGCAGGCCAUUCUCAAGGGCAACAGCAGCGCGUCUGGUGCCGCCGCGUCUCCCUAUGUCAUCGCCAUGUCCAAUCUCAAAGUCGAGGGCCUGCCUCAUGUCGUGAAUGCUCUACUGCUCACGUCGAUCUUCUCGGCUGGAAACACGCUGACUUACUGCGCUACUCGAUCUCUCUAUGGCCUCGCUCUCGAGGGCAGGGCACCCGCCUUGUUGAAAAAGACUGUCCGAGGAGUGCCAAUCUAUGCUUACGGAAUCGUCAUGUGCUUUCCGUUCUUGUCAUUUCUGCAGCUAUCGAAUGAUUCUGCUCAGAUAAUCAAUUGGUUGGUUUCUCUCAUCACUGCUGGCACGCUUAUCGACUAUCUCGUGGUCUGCAUCACAUAUGUCAACUUCUACAGGGCAUGCAAGGUCCAGGGACUUGAUCGGAAAACACUUCCCUACUAUGCCUACUUUCAGCCUUACUCGGCUUACAUUGGUAUCUUUUUCAUCUGCAUUGUUCUCAUCUUUUACGGAUACUCUGCUUUUGGUCCCCCGACGGUACAAGGGUUCUUUCAAAACUACACCAUGCAGGUUCUGGCGCCGAUCCUCUACUUUGGGUGGAAGAUUUUCAAAAAGACCCAGAUUGUGAAGCCUCACGAGGUCGAUCUCGUUUGGGAGGCGCCUGCGAUCGAUGCCUAUGAAGCAACCUUCACUGAGCCUCCGACUGGAUUCUGGAGAGACAUGUUGGAUAUGUGUCUGUUUUGGCGCAAUAAGUCAAAGCAAUAA